AAUUUAGAGUUUUAAUUUGGCGGUUCCGUCACACCAAUCAGAUGACCAGCUGACAAGCUCAAGGCCACUCUCUCCCGGGGACCUGCUCAUCUCCAAGAAUGGCGUAUUCGCUCUCGGCUUCUUCUCCCCGGUCCGCUCCAACGAGAGCCUGUAUGUUGGGAUUUGGUUCCACGGCAUCCCCGAGCACAACCGCACCAUAGUGAGGGUCGCCAACCGCGACAACCCAACCGCCACCUCUUCAGCCCCGACGCUUGCCAUCAGCAACAGCUCUGACCUAAUGCUGUACGAUUCCAAAGGCCAAACUAUCUGAAAAACAAAGAACAUCAUCGCUGCCAACAACAGCGGCGCUUUCCUGGUGCUGCUCGACACGGGGAACCUGGUACUCCAACUGCCUAACACAACGGUCAUAUGGCAGAGCUUCGAUUACCCAACUGACACCAUCCUCCCAGGAAUGGAGUUCUUGUUGAUCCACAGGGCUCGUGCGGCGGCUCGCCUGAUUUCUUGGAGGAGCCCUGAUGACCCAUCCACCGGAGACUUCUCGUUCGGCCUCGACCCCGUCUCGAACCUCCAGUUGAUCAUUUGGAACGGGACAAAGAUAUACUGCCGCAUCAGCGUGUGGAACGGUGUACUGGGCGGCAUGUACCCAAGCAGCCCCAGCUCCAUGGUGUACCAGACCAUCGUCAACAAAGGGGAUGAGUUCUACCUUGAAAUUGUGGUCUCCGGCGGCUCACCAUACUCGCGGAUCAUGCUCGAUCACACAGGCACCAUGAAGCUCCUGACCUGGGAGAGCAAUUCAUCAGCAUGGACGGUGAUCUCUGCGCGCCCUGAAGGCAGCUACGGCCUUUAUGACUCGUGUGGCCCGAACAGCUACUGCGACUUCACUGGGGCUGCCCUGGCAUGCCACUGCCUCGAGGGCUUUGAGUCCGUAGGUCUCAACUCUUCCAGAGGAUGCCGGAGAACAGAACCGCUGCAGUGCAGCAAGGGAAGUCACUUCGUGGCCCUGCCCGGGAUGAGAGUUCCUGACAAGUUCGUGCUCCUCCGGAACAGAACCUUUGAGCAGUGCACGGCCGAAUGCAGCCGGAAUUGCUCGUGCACUGCCUAUGCUUACGCCAACUUGAGCAGUGCCGUGGUAGACCAGUCAAGGUGCUUGGUUUGGACCGGGAAGCUUGUCGAUACAUGGAAAAGCAGCAACUAUGGCGAGGAGCUAUACCUCAGGCUUGCCAACCCUCCUGUUAAAACGAAGACCAAUCUAGUAAAGAUUGUACUCCCGGUUAUAGCAUGCCUGCUGCUCCCCAUAUGCAUAGCCCUUGUCUGCAUAUACAAAUUCAAAGCAGGUAAAUGGCGAAAAGAGGAAAUUCAGAAGAAACUGAUGCUAGGAUACUUGGGCAACUCCAAUGAACUUGGAGACAAAAAUGUAGAAUUUUCAUUUCUUAGCUUCGAUGACAUUGUUGCUGCAACCGACAAUUUCUCUGACUGCCAUAUGCUUGGAAGAGGAGGCUUUGGCAAAGUUUACAAGGGAAUGUUGAAAGGUGGCAAAGAAGUUGCUGUCAAAAGGCUUAGUCAAGGUUCCGGGCAAGGUAUUGAUGAAUUCAGAAACGAAGUAGUUCUACUUGUCAAACUACAGCACAGAAACCUAGUUAGACUACUUGGUUGCUGUAUUCAUGAAGAAGAGAAGUUACAGAUCUACGAAUACUUGCCCAACAAAAGCCUGGAUGCCUUCCUUUUUGACAAUUCAAGAAAACAUGUGCUCGAUUGGCCAAUACGGUUCAAAAUAGUUAAAGGAGUAGCAAGAGGCCUUCUAUAUCUCCACCAAGAUUCAAGAUUAACAAUAAUUCAUAGAGAUCUUAAAGCAAGUAACAUCCUGUUGGACACAGAAAUGAGUCCCAAAAUAUCUGAUUUCGGUAUGGCAAGAAUCUUUGGUGGAAACCAGCAACUAGCAAACACUACCCGUGUUGUUGGGACAUAUAAAGUAAUUCAUGUUCUGUUCAAUGCUCAAUAAUGCAACUAUUAUACUCAAGUCUAAUUCAAAUUGUUCUUCCUUUAAUGUUGAAAUACUGUUUAAGCAGUGGUUACAUGUCUCCUGAAUAUGUGACGAGUGGUGCAUUUUCUGUCAAAUCGGACACAUAUAGCUUUGGUGUUCUUCUUUUGGAGAUUGUAAGUGGCUUGAAGAUCAUCUCAACUCAAUUCAUAUCGGAAUUCCCAAACCUU
Messenger RNA from Panicum virgatum (switchgrass), 2208 nucleotides. RefSeq names its product G-type lectin S-receptor-like serine/threonine-protein kinase B120. The coding region runs from base 452 to 1999 and encodes 515 amino acids. The record is from RefSeq and is a predicted model, not a curated record. Gene Ontology annotation, biological process: recognition of pollen; protein phosphorylation. Gene Ontology annotation, molecular function: ATP binding; protein kinase activity. NCBI's taxonomy places the organism in Eukaryota, Viridiplantae, Streptophyta, Magnoliopsida, Poales, Poaceae. The transcript has 5 exons.